Messenger RNA from Fonticula alba, 2379 nucleotides. RefSeq lists its product as hypothetical. Lineage: Eukaryota; Rotosphaerida; Fonticulaceae. The transcript has 2 exons. Gene Ontology annotation, cellular component: intracellular membrane-bounded organelle; membrane. Bases 1 to 2379 code for a protein of 792 amino acids. The record is from RefSeq and is a predicted model, not a curated record.
AUGGGUGCCGAGGUCGAUGAAUCGACCAGUCUCCUGCCCGGUGAGGGUCUGGAGAGCUUCUCCCUGAACAGCCCCCAAUGGCGCGACCUCCUCUACAAGAUCGUGGUCGUGGUGCUGCUGGUGGCCUGCGGCUCCGGCAUGACCCUCCUGCUCAAGGUGCAGGAUGAGACCUGCGUGGAGAACUGCCACAUCACCGACGGCAGCGAGUCCCAGGGCAACAGCUUCCACGGCUGGUUCUCCGAGGCGGCCGUGGUGGCCGUCGCCCCGGCCACCGCCGAGUACAAGCAGUACGAGGCUUCGGUGUCGGCCGCGGCCGCCGCGGCCGCCGUCCACCCGGCCUACAUGCCGCAGAUGGUCCGCGUCCGCCCGACCGUCGUCUACAGCGAUGAGGCCGCCCGCGCGUCCAUCAGCAAGAGCAUCUACACCCAGGUCGCGUCGUCUGGCGCCCGCCGGAUCGUGGUCGUGGUGCUGCUGGUGGCCUGCGGCUCCGGCAUGACCCUCCUGCUCAAGGUGCAGGAUGAGACCUGCGUGGAGAACUGCCACAUCACCGACGGCAGCGAGUCCCAGGGCAACAGCUUCCACGGCUGGUUCUCCGAGGCGGCCGUGGUGGCCGUCGCCCCGGCCACCGCCGAGUACAAGCAGUACGAGGCUUCGGUGUCGGCCGCGGCCGCCGCGGCCGCCGUCCACCCGGCCUACAUGCCGCAGAUGGUCCGCGUCCGCCCGACCGUCGUCUACAGCGAUGAGGCCGCCCGCGCGUCCAUCAGCAAGAGCAUCUACACCCAGGUCGCGUCGUCUGGCGCCCGCCGGGUCUCCGUCCACGGCUCGGUCGCUGCCAUGGCCGCCGCCUCCGGGUCUGCCUCGGCCCCCGGCUCUGGCUCGGCCCCCGGCUCUGGCUCCACCCCCGGCUCCACCCCCGGCUCUGGCUCGGCCCCCGGCUCCACCCCCGGCUCCGGCUCCACCCCCGGCUCCGGCUCCGGCUCCACCCCGGAGGACUUGACCCCGGUGCACUUCCACCAGCCCUUCAUCCAGCUCUUCCAGAUGGGCCUCGGCCAGCUGUCCUGCGUGUUCUUCCUGCGGUUCUUCCGCCACCGCCCGCGCGAGGGCGAGCGCUACCGGCCGCCUCCCCCGAUGGCCGACAUCAUCCCCUCGGCCGUGGCGGCCUCCCUGUUCGAUGUGUUCGCCGAGCUGUUCAUCAUCUUCGCCCUGACCCUGGCGGCCGCCUCGACCACCGAAAUGAUGAAGGGUACCCUGGUGGUCUUCUGCGGGCUCUUCUCCAUGUACUUCUUCCAGGGCUUCCGGCUGAACAACCGCCAGUGGAUCUCGACCGUGGUCAUGCUGACCGGUGCCUCGGUGGUCAUCAUGCGCCAGUACAUCUUCGCCAGUGCCGAUUCCAAUGCCCUGGAGGAGGUGAUCGGCGCGCUGCUGGCCCUGCUGUCGCAGCUUUGCUACGCCGGGCAGUUCAUCGUCGAGGAGCGCCUGGUGGACAUCUCCACCCUGCGCGGGCAGCAUGUCAACAAGGGGUUCAUCGUCUUCUGGGAGGGUGUCGUGUCCAUGCUCAUGGCCACCACCCUGCAGAUCAUCUGGUGCCUGGUGCCCUUCGGCCCGACCUGGGGCCAGUUCGGCGACGAGGUCAAGCGGUACUUCUCCAUCCCCCGGCUCUGGGCGUCGGGUAUCGGCCUGUCGCUGGCCGUCGGCGGGUAUGACCUGUUCGGGCUGCAGGCCUCCGAGUCGCUGGGGUCCGAUCGUCGUGCGGUGCUGACCGCCUCCUUCCAGGUGGUGGUUGUCUGGUCCAUUUCCCUGAUGACCGGCAUGGAGCGCCUCGUCUGGCCGGAGGACCUGCUGGCGGUGGCCGGGUUCGUGACCAUCCUCUGCUCCGGCCUGGCCUACACCUGGACCUCGGAUGCCAAGAGCGCCCCGCGUGUCAUCAGCGGCGUCACCUGCGAGAACAGCAUGAAUGCCCCGGAUGCCGAGGGCAAUGGCGAUGCCGCCACGGGUGGCAGUGGCUCCGGCUCCGGCGGUGCCGGUGGCAACAACGCCGACGACCUGGAGGCCGGCCCGGCUGCCGGUGCGGCCCUGCUCCAGAGCGCCCCGACCAAUGCCUCGGAGGAGGCGGCCCAGCUGCGCGCGGCCCUCGACGCCUCGGCCCUGGCCGGUGCCAGCCCCUACUCCGGCGACCCGAAUGCCGCCGCCCCGGGCGCCGGCGCCUACUCCGGUGCCGACGAGCAUGACAUGUACAAGGUGGCCGAUGAGUCCGAGCCGCUGGUCUACUCGUCGGAGACCGCCGACCCGUACUACAUGUCCGGCGAUGGGUCGACCGCCGCCGGUGGCCUGUCCAGCACUUCGCUGGCUGGCGGCAGCGGCUACGGCGCCAUCAACUGA